CUUAGACCGAUGGGAGAGACCAGCGGUGUCUGUUUCCUGUUACAGAGUGACUGACUGAUUGAGAGAGGGAGAGGAGGAGGUGCAGUAAAGAGUAAUUUUCCCCCCCAAGAAGAUACGAGCAACGCUUCUGACCUCUCAACUUUUAUAGUACAAUGAAACUUAUUGUGCACUUACCUUCUCUUGAAAUAAGCUGCGUCACAUUAUUACUGGUAUCACUAUUUUCCACUCCAACAAGAAGCGAAAUAACAAGUCUUGACAGCGGAAACAUUGAUGACACUUUAAACAAUGCUGAUGUUGCAAUGGUGAAUUUUUAUGCAGACUGGUGUCGCUUCAGUCAGAUGUUGCACCCCAUCUUCGAAGAGGCCUCCAAUGUUGUUCGAGAACAGUUUCCCACUAUGAAAGAGGUGGUGUUUGCUAAAGUGGACUGUGAUCAGCACUCGGAUAUUGCCCAAAGGUACAGGAUCAGCAAAUACCCAACAUUAAAGCUGUUCCGUAAUGGGCUUAUGAUGAAGAGAGAGUACAGGGGUCAGAGAUCAGUCUCUGCCAUCGCAGAUUUCAUCAAGCAGCAGAAAGUGGACCCUGUACAGGAAAUGCACAGUUUGGAUGAAUUAAAAACUCUUGAUAGAAGCAAAAGGAACAUAAUUGGCUUCUUUGAGGAAAAAGAAUCUGACACCUACAAGACAUUUGAAAGAGCUGGAAAUAUUUUACGAGAUGACUGUGUCUUCCUUGCAGCAUUUGGGACUAUCUCCAAACCAGAAAGGUUUAGCGGUGACAAUGUGAUCUACAAGCCUCCAGGGGAGAACACCCCAGACAUGGUCUUCCUUGGGUCUUUGACCAACUUUGACUUGAUGUAUGCCUGGACACAAGAUAAAUGUGUUCCUUUGGUCCGGGAAAUCACUUUUGAGAAUGGAGAGGAACUUACAGAAGAAGGCCUGCCUUUCCUUAUACUUUUCCACAUGAAGGAAGACACGGAGAGUCUAGAGAAGUUUCAGCAUGAAGUGGCACGACAGCUAAUCAGUGAGAAAGGUACAAUCAACUUCCUGCAUGCAGACUGUGACAAGUUUCGACACCCGCUUCUGCACAUUCAGAAGACACCAGCAGAUUGUCCUGUUAUUGCAAUUGACAGCUUCAGACAUAUGUAUGUCUUCCCAGAAUUCAGUGACCUAACUGUUCCAGGUAAAUUAAAACAGUUUGUGUUGGAUUUACACUCUGGAAAACUUCAUCGAGAGUUUCACCACGGGCCGGAUCCUACAGACAUCACACCUGGUCAGGAGAAAGCAGAAGUUGCCAGCAGCCCUCCAGAAAGCUCCUUUCAAAAGCUAGCACCAAGUGAAACGAGGUACACCAUCCUGAACAGGGGUCGAGAUGAACUCUGAGCACACAAGGACUAACUUGAAGACACACACUUAUGAGCCUUGAAAUCGGGAGCGUCGGCCCCGGAGCAGUGGAAAUAACCUAUAUUUUCAUAACUCUUAUGUGUACAAUUUUUAUUUUGGAUAAAACUGAGAAAAUGAUUCUCUUGUCAAAAGGAAAAAAUAACUAUCUUGUUUUUACAGCUUGUAAAUAUGUCUGUGCUUAGUGGGCUUUCUAUGCAGUAGCUAAAAACAAAGCGAAGCAUGUAUAUAAAAAUAUACAUAUUUUCUUUUUUCUUAACUGUACCAUAAACCCAUCUCCAAUCUCUUAAUGAAUUGAACAGAUUUUGGCAUUUAUUUAAUACUAGCCAGUCGCAGCCAGGAUUUGUAGAUGUUCACUUGCACUAUUUUCCUGCGGUCUGUUUUUUCUUUUUCUCAAUGUCUCAACUUUCACUGCAUGUGCUUCUGUUUUUAUUUUUUUUUUAUACAAUAUUCUCCAAAAAAAAACUUCAAAACCGCUCCACAUCCCAUCACAGCCCAUUCCGAAGGGGAUCAUUUUCUUGUUUACGUAUCUUUAAAGGGGGAAGACAACAAAUAAAUUAAAAUGUUUUACAA
This is a messenger RNA of Polypterus senegalus (gray bichir), 1967 nucleotides long. RefSeq names its product endoplasmic reticulum protein 44 (gene erp44). Bases 153 to 1376 code for a protein of 407 amino acids. NCBI's taxonomy places the organism in Eukaryota, Metazoa, Chordata, Cladistia, Polypteriformes, Polypteridae. The transcript is spliced from 12 exons. The record is from RefSeq and is a predicted model, not a curated record.